Molecule: messenger RNA, 987 nt
Organism: Anguilla anguilla (European eel)
Lineage: Eukaryota; Metazoa; Chordata; Actinopteri; Anguilliformes; Anguillidae
Product: endonuclease domain-containing 1 protein-like
Exons: 4
Coding region: 109-954 (281 amino acids)
Molecular function (GO): nucleic acid binding; hydrolase activity; metal ion binding
Source: RefSeq, a predicted model, not a curated record
AGGCUGUGAGGGGGGAGAUUUUUGGCAGAUUUUUGGAGACACACUUCUGAUCAACACCAGCCUUUUUCUCUGAGUAACAACCCAUUCCAACAGUGAGACCAAACAAAGAUGCAGGUCUUGGCAGCAUUGUGCUUCCUUGUCUUGGCACACCUGCCCCCCCUAAGGGGGGAGGUAGUGGGAAGCUUCCAGGACGUCUCGCAGUGCCUGGACUUCUUCUACGAGCGCAUGGUGCCCAAGUUGGACGAGGCCAAUCCUAACGCCACCCGUUUGUGUCAGCGCUUCAACAACAGCUACCACUUCGCCACGCUGUACGACACGAGCAACCGCAUCGCCGUCUACUCCGCCUACCGCUUUCAGACCGGCGGCGGUGGCAGUAGCAGGAAGUACUGGUAUGUGGAGCCACAGCUUGUGAACACGAGCUGGAAUGCAGAGAUGGAGGAAGAACAGCACCUCAGAAAGGAACACGAGGGGGCGUACAUCGGUGAGAGGCAGGCUCUCAAUGAGGACUACGGCAAACGCUCUAAAUAUCAGCGCGGGCACCUCAAUCCAAACGGACACCACUCAGGGGACAGUCGUAAUGCCACAUUUACUCUUACCAACAUGGUGCCACAAACACACGAUCUGAACCAGAAAGCCUGGGGUCCGUACGAGCAACAGCUGACCAAACUCUUCAAAGCCCAGUGCGCACAGGCCUACGUGCUGGUGGGCGCCAUCCCUUCCACUGACACCUGGAUCGUCAAGAAGAACAAACCUCGGAUCAACAUCCCCGACUACAUCUGGAAUGCCUACUGUUGCCUGGACAACAACGGCCGGCCCAUCCACAGCGGAGGGGCCACAGCUCGCAACACUGGGGGGACCUACGUCGACAGGUGCACUCUCUGGGAGCUGAAAGAGUUCCUGAGUCAGUACCAAUCACCAGUGGGGGAGCUCUUUCUCAACAACUGUAGAGCUUAGAGGAGUAUGGUAUGUUAGAGAAGUGUAGUCAGA